Talpa occidentalis (Iberian mole) is the source of this 1086-nucleotide messenger RNA. It is a transcript of the gene RANBP1, whose product is annotated as RAN binding protein 1. Gene Ontology annotation, cellular component: cytoplasm; nuclear pore; centrosome. The transcript has 6 exons. Gene Ontology annotation, biological process: nucleocytoplasmic transport; positive regulation of mitotic centrosome separation. Bases 145 to 771 code for a protein of 208 amino acids. The record is from RefSeq and is a predicted model, not a curated record. Lineage: Eukaryota; Metazoa; Chordata; Mammalia; Eulipotyphla; Talpidae. Gene Ontology annotation, molecular function: GTPase activator activity.
GGUUCGGGUCGCGGGGCGGAGGGAAGAGCAGGCGGGCGGAGGCGCCGGCGCCAGACGCGGAGGAAAGGAAUACGACUUGCCGCCGAGAGGCCGCGGAGCCAGCGACGACCGAGCCACCUGAGUCGCCGCCGCUGCCGCGCCCCCAUGGCGGCCGCCAAGGACACCCAUGAGGAUCAUGACACCUCCACCGAGAAUGCAGACGAGUCAAACCACGACCCCCAGUUUGAGCCUAUAGUUUCUCUUCCUGAGCAAGAAAUUAAAACACUGGAGGAAGAUGAAGAGGAACUUUUUAAAAUGCGGGCAAAGCUAUUCCGAUUUGCAUCAGAGAAUGAUCUCCCAGAGUGGAAGGAGCGAGGUACUGGUGACGUCAAGCUCCUAAAGCAUAAGGAGAAAGGGACCAUCCGCCUCCUCAUGAGGAGGGACAAGACUCUGAAGAUAUGCGCCAACCAUUACAUCACACCAAUGAUGGAGCUGAAGCCGAAUGCAGGCAGUGACCGAGCCUGGGUCUGGAACACCCAUGCUGACUUUGCUGAUGAGUGCCCCAAGCCAGAGCUGCUGGCCAUCCGCUUCCUCAAUGCUGAAAAUGCACAGAAAUUCAAAACAAAAUUUGAAGAAUGCAGGAAAGAGAUCGAAGAGAGAGAAAAGAAAGGAUUGGGCAGAAACGAUAAUGCUGAGGAAGUGGUGGAAAAGCUGGAGGCUCUCUCUGUGAAGGAAGGGAGCGAGGAGCUGGGCGAGGCGGACACCAAGGAGAAAGCUGAGGACAAGCAAUAAGUCGUCUCCCUUGUUUUCCUUCCCUUCUUUCUUUCCCUCCUUUUUUAAAAAUUUUUGCCUUGCCCCUCUUUGGUUUGUUUUUAUUCUGUUUUGUUUUUACAAGGGACUUUAUAUAAAGAACUGAAUUCCAACAUUCAAGUUGUUUUUCUAAGUUUUUGCCCUCUUAAAGAUGACUACAGAAAAUCCAUUCCCCAGUCAUGGAAAUGUACUGUGCUGACUUCCUUUUCCAUAGUGGAAACAUUUAUAGUCAUCAAAAUUAGUGAAUAAACAACACAUUUUAAACCUGCAUGGAGGGCAAGCCCGUGUGUGUUGACC